GCGGUGCAGGAACGACUUCUCGAUCGAAAUUCGUUUUGAAUUUGUAGUAUUUUGUAAGUUAAUGAAGUAGUGCAGCUAAUAUAUUAUGAUCAUUGACAAGUCAAAAUUAUGGAGCAACUAAGGACUUUCAAAUCAGGGGUGCAGCAGAGCCUCACUCCAAUCUAUGCCAUGUCUGAGAAACACAAGGUGAUGGCCUGGGAGUUCAUGCAGAUAAUGAUGAAAACUCUGUCUGAAACACUUGGGUCCUCCGUCACUGGGGUAUACCCUGUGGCAUAUGCUGAGAAACCAUUACCAAGGAGGCAUCAUGUUGCCACCCAGACAGCAAUCCCCUCAGAAGAAACUCCCAAAAAACCUCCCUCUGACCCCGAUGAAGAUGAUGCUAUCCCAUCAACAGUAAGAUCACGACGAAGACGCAAACCAAUCAAAUUCAUUGACUCUGAUUCUGAUGAAGAUGAUGGGAAGAAAGCCAAACCUCCAUCGCCAAAGAAAAGGAACACAGUGAAAAAAGAACAGCCAAAGAAAUCAACAACACAAAAAUCACCUACCGUAAAACCCUCACUUAAAGUUGAUUCACCAACUGAUGUUCCAAACAAGAUUAAAACACGAUCUAAAUCAACUGUACCCACUCAUACAGCAGUCACUGAGGAGCAAGAAACAACACCAAAUGCAAAGAAUAAAGAGACUAAAUCAACUACAGAAGAAUCUCCUGAUGAGGUACCAGAGCCAGUUGUUAGCCAGCCUGUUAAUGAUGAUAUUAUAGAUAAGGCAGAUAACUCCACAGAGAAAGACAGCAUGAACUCAGGAGGCAAUGAGCUUAAAGAUGAUAGCAACAAGACAGGUGAUUCUGAGGCAAAGGAUGUUUGGAAUGAUGAUGGUGAUGAUGCGACCCAACUAGAUGAAGAAAACCCACCGGAUGAUGCUGGAAAGAAGCCAAAAAAGCAUGGUAGACCAUCUUCGGGCAGGACAUCAUUCACCUGUACUAUCUGCGAGAAGACACUCUCAACACCUGGCAAUCUGACAGUUCACAUGAGAUCUCACUCACAAGAAAAGCGCCACAACUGUUCUAAGUGUGACAAAAAGUUCAUCACACGUUCUAAUCUGACUCGUCAUGAGAGAACACACAUUGGAGAUAAACCAUUUGCUUGUGAGGUUUGUGGUAAGAGAUACACAGAGAAGAAAAGUGUCACUGUUCAUAUGAGGCAGCAUACUGGAGAGAAGCCAUUUGUGUGUGACCAAUGUGGUAAAGGAUUUACUCAGAGUGGUAUACUAAAGUCACACAUGCACACCCAUACAGGCUGGAAAGGCCACAUAUGUGACAUAUGUGGGAGGAGUUUCCGCCAGAAGUCCCAACUGAAAAUGCAUAUCAUGAGGCAUACUAAGACCAAGAGACACCCUUGUACUGUCUGUGGUAUGGCCUUUGUGUCACCAGGUGAGCUACGUAGACACCACAGCAAGCACACUGGCGAGCGACCUUUCCUCUGUACAAUCUGUGCUAAGUCGUUUACCCGCAUGCAGUACCUACGAGAGCACAUGCACCAGCACAUGGGCAUGAAACCUUACGUGUGUACAUUUAAAGACUGCGGCAGCUCAUACCCUGAUGUCUCCUCAUACUGUCGACAUAUCAAGAAGCACAUGAAGGAUACUAAUAAGGAAGCAAUAACGUUUGUGAUGGAGAAACAGGAUGACCCGUCGUCUAUGGUGUAUUUAGUUCAGACACCUGAAGGGAACCUGGAACAUGUUUCUAAUGCAGUUGAUAUUGCGCCUAGAGUGGACCAAGUGCAGGUUAAGAUGGAAACCAAUAUAACCAAUCCCCAAGUAGCUGACAACGGUGCAUCUCAGUCUGAUAAGCAGCCAGAACAUGUUCUUUACAAACUAGACAAUGGUCAGACUAUCAUGUAUAUAAACACAGAGGAAGGUGAACAGACAAUGGUGCAGAUACAAGAUGUACCAGAGGGUCAAACGCAAGCUGAAAAUAGGAUUGAGGUUUAUAAUGAAGCACAUGUACAGACUGUUCAGACAGUGACCUCAAUGGCAAAUACAGCCAACUC
This is a messenger RNA of Owenia fusiformis, 2048 nucleotides long. The record is from the annotation of a GenBank genome assembly. Lineage: Eukaryota; Metazoa; Annelida; Polychaeta; Sabellida; Oweniidae.